Oldenlandia corymbosa var. corymbosa is the source of this 915-nucleotide messenger RNA. The record is from the annotation of a GenBank genome assembly. NCBI's taxonomy places the organism in Eukaryota, Viridiplantae, Streptophyta, Magnoliopsida, Gentianales, Rubiaceae.
AUGUCAAAGAUUUCGUUAAAAGAUGGAUUAAAGAAGGUGGGGCGAUUGUUUAUGAGCAAAAAAGAGCAAACGAAGCGAAAUUUUCCCACAUUAGAAGGCCAUCCAAGUGCUUUACAACAUGCACAAGAAGCUGUGGAGUCUCACAAAGAUCUCACCCACAAAAUCAAAGCAACGAGGAAGGAGUUCCAAAUUUAUCGAUGGAGCCCAGACAAUCCCUCCCAGAAGCCUUACCUUAAAUCUUACUUUGUCGACCUUUCCACUUGUGGCCCAAUGGUUUUGGAUGCAUUGCAAAAGAUAAAAGCGGAGGAGGAUUCAAGUUUGAGCUAUAGGAGGUCGUGUAGGGAGGGUAUAUGUGGUUCUUGCUCUAUGAACAUAGAUGGGACAAACACAGUGGCAUGUCUCAAACCUAUAGACACCGAUACAAGAAAACCCACAAUGAUUACCCCUCUUCCCCAUAUGUAUGUGAUCAAAGAUUUGGUGGUUGAUUUAACCAAUUUCUAUGAGCAAUACAAGUCAAUUGAACCAUGGCUGAAAAGGAAAAGACCACCGCCGGAAGAUGGAAGGGAGUAUAGGCAGACACCGGCAGAAAGGGCUAGAUUGGAUGGGAAAUAUGAAUGCAUCCUUUGCGCUUGUUGCACAACAUCGUGCCCCUCCUAUUGGUGGAACCCUGAAGAAUUUCUUGGUCCGGCUGCUUUGAUCCAAGCUUAUCGAUGGGUUUGUGACAGCCGAGACGAUUAUGCUGAUGAAAGGGUAACAGCACUGACGGAGAAUGAGAAGCGUUUGUACAGGUGCAGAACGAUCAAAAACUGUACGGCGACGUGCCCCAAGAGUUUGAAUCCGGCGGGUGCCAUCAACAAGAUGAAGGCUAGGCAUUUGCUUUCUAAGCCAGUGGAGUUAAAUGAACAUAAACCUUGA